Molecule: messenger RNA, 2164 nt
Organism: Mastomys coucha (southern multimammate mouse)
Lineage: Eukaryota; Metazoa; Chordata; Mammalia; Rodentia; Muridae
Product: putative testis-specific Y-encoded-like protein 3
Exons: 1
Coding region: 128-1132 (334 amino acids)
Biological process (GO): nucleosome assembly
Cellular component (GO): chromatin; nucleus
Molecular function (GO): histone binding; chromatin binding
Source: RefSeq, a predicted model, not a curated record
UGCAAGGGGCGGAGCUCGCCCCAGAGAGGAGACCCUGCCUGCCGCCAGCCAGCAUCUCACUGCUGCGACGUACCACAAUCCUGCGGGUGCUCUCUCCUGGCCGCUCCAGCCAGACACUCAGCAGGUGAUGGCGGGGGAGGGAAUCGGGGUUCUGGAGCCGGCCGUGUGCCCGCCGCCCAUACAAGAGCGGGAUGCACUCCUGGCCCGGUCCAGUGUCCCUGGAGCUGAGACGCUUAGGCCCUGCGACCCCUCAGCCAGCCCUGGAACCGCACCGCCUUCCCCGGGAAACAUUGGGGAGAACCCCGCCUCCAGCGUUCUGAACCUGGGUGGCUGCGAGAAGGGCUCGGGUACUGGGGUGAGAACCAAAGGGAAGGCUGAGGAAGUGACGACUGAGGAAGACUCUGUAGCCGCGGAGGAGCCCGCGGAGGUGGGGGAGAAGCUGGAGUGGGGCGUGGAAGCCCAGGCGAGCCUGAGGCCUCUGGACCUCGGGGCUCUUAUCGUGGACCCUCUAGAGGCCAUCCAGUGGGAGUUAGAGGCCAUGAGUGCCCAGGCUGAUGGGGCCCACCUGCAGCUGGUGCGCAGAUUUGGGAGGAUGCGUCGGUUGCACCUAGCCCGUAGGAGCUUCAUCAUCCAAAAUAUUCCAGGCUUUUGGGUCACUGCCUUCCUGAACCACCCACAGCUAUCAGCUAUGAUCAGCCCUAGGGAUGAAGACAUGCUUGGCUACCUGAUGAAUUUAGAAGUGAGGGAGCUCAGGCACACCAGAACAGGUUGCAAGUUCAAGUUCCUAUUUGGGAGCAACCCUUACUUCCGAAAUGAGGUGAUAGUGAAGGAGUAUGAGUGCAGCUCCUCAGGCCGUGCGGUGUCCAUUGCUACUCGCAUCCUCUGGCGCCGAGGCCAAGAACCGCCCGCCUUGGUGCACAGGAACCGGGACACCAUGAGAAGCUUCUUCAGCUGGUUUUCGCAGCACAGCCUCCUAGAAGCUGACAGGGUGGCCCAGAUCAUUAAAGAUGACCUGUGGCCCAACCCUUUGCAAUACUACUUGCUGGGGCAAAGGCCCUACAGAGCUAGACGAAGCCUUGCAAGAUGGCCAGCAGAGGCUCCGGCGAGGCCCUAUGGGUUCCAGUCUGGCUAAGUCCUGCUCAGAUUUUUGGUGCUUACAUAGGACUUCCGCUCUCUGCGUGUCAACCUACCUAUGUCUAGGCCAGUGCUCUGCUGUCUGCUUUCUCCUCUGUGAAUUCUUACUCCUCAGCAUGUUUGGUGGACUCGUGGCCAAGGCUGUGAUCUUCAUGCUGUUUGUUCUACGUCAACAUCUUGUGAUUCUCAUAUACCACUGUACUUAACAGCAGGGACCCAAUGCUAUGGAUGUGUACUGUCAUCAUGGGUGUGGCCUGGGCCCACGUGUAAAACAUGGCCUUUCACUCACUUCAUACCAUUACUGACAAGGCUUCACAAGGACCAGCUCCUGUUGGAGGCCUACCUCUUCAAAGCUAGGCCUCAAAUAUGCUGCGCUUGACAAGUGCUGACUGUUUCAAAUUGAGGUGUGACACCUAAGAUGAAGUGGGUGCAUUUGGUCCUGCUGGUAAACCAGACUUGGAUAUCCCAUGGCUCCAAGACCACAGACAGAGCAGCUCCUACCAACUGAGUUGAGUAUCUGCAACCUGGACAGCCAGGUGAUGAGACAUGGGUGAGGCCUAGGGUCGGACGCAGUGGGCAGUACACCGUUCCUGAUCAUACUUCUCCUCCUAUGUGUGCCCCUCUCAUCGCCCGCUGUUGGCUUGUGAAGACCUGUGUGUACCCUACCCAUGCCUGGCCAUUGCCUUUUUGAGGAGUUCUACCUUGUCUACCAUCAUCCCUGUUGCUUGCUUUCAGGUCUGUAAGGGUCCCCUGUCAAUGUAGUGAGCGCUCCUAAUACUACAGAGAUUAUCUCAGGCUGGCAUAUCUGGGUGUGUGCUCAAGGUAGGAGCAAGGUUGGGAGUCCUUUAAGAAGCCUCAUUCCAAGACCUACAGACUUCUUGUCAGCUUCUCCUACACCUACCUGUUUUUAAGCUGCCAGGUUGUAGGGCCUGGAGGAGAGAGCCUUCUGGCCAUGGGGCCUGCUUCCACAGGCAUAGAUCUCACAUGGUUUUUAAUGGGACAGCUCUGAAAUAAAUAACUGAAGAUGCUA